AUGUCAAAGGGAACAGUUUUGAUUACUGGAGCCUCCAGUUUUGUUGGCGCCCAUGUUCUGGAGCAGUUUCUCUCCGAGGGUACUCCCGUUCGAGCAGUCGCUCGCUCUCAGUCUUCGGCAGAUCGCAUUCUUAAAGCGAAUGCUAAAUAUGCUUCGCUUCUAAGUUUCGCCAUUGUGCCAGAUAUUACGGCUCCGGGAGCCUUUGAUUAUGCCGUUAAAGAUGUCGAGGGAGUCAUCCAUAUUGCCUCUCCCUUCACCGUCAACAUCAAAGACAACGAGAAAGAUUUGCUUAUUCCUGCAAUCGAGGGCACUACUCAAAUACUGGAAUCGACCUACAAGUAUGCGCCCCAGGUGAAGCGAGUUGUCAUAACUGCCUCUUUUGCCUCUAUCUUCGAUCUGUCCAAAGGAAUCCGCCCAGGCUAUGUAUACUCUGAGAAAGACUUCAACCCGGCUACUUAUGACGAAGGCAAGAACGGAAGCGGUAUCUUCGCUUAUUGCGCCUCCAAGGUACUCGCCGAGAAGGCGGCCUGGAAGUUCGUUGAAGAAAAGCAGCCCCGGUUUACCGUCUCUGUCAUCAACCCACCUGCUAUCUACGGCCCUAAUCACCACUACAUCGACAAUCUCAGCGAGCUCAACACUUCAUCCGGCAUGUUUUACUCUCUUAUGAACGGCUCCCUUGCUGAAGUACCACCAACUACGACCUGGGCUGUUGUUGAUGUGCGAGACGUUGCCCGUGCUCAUAAGUUGGCUUAUUAUAAGCCCGAGGCAGGUGGCCAGCGAUAUCUCACGACAUUAGGAAGAUUUAGUUUCCAACAAAUUUGCGAUAUCCUGCGAGAAGAAUUCCCCGAGCUUCGCGACCGUGUCCCAAUCGGCAAUCCUGGGGAGCCCUUGCCCGACGUGUACGAUGUGGACAACACCAAAGUGAAAUCAGAGCUGGGCAUAGACUUUAUUUCGCUGAGACAAAUGGUUAUCGAUACUGCCAAAAACCUUUUGGACAUCGAAAAACAAAUUGCCACAUCUGCUUAG
Messenger RNA from Trichoderma gamsii, 1026 nucleotides. RefSeq lists its product as hypothetical. The transcript has a single exon. Gene Ontology annotation, molecular function: oxidoreductase activity, acting on the CH-OH group of donors, NAD or NADP as acceptor. Bases 1 to 1026 code for a protein of 341 amino acids. NCBI's taxonomy places the organism in Eukaryota, Fungi, Ascomycota, Sordariomycetes, Hypocreales, Hypocreaceae. The record is from RefSeq and is a predicted model, not a curated record.